AUUGUUUGUCUGGUUGACACGUGUGAAAUAGGUUAACCUGACAUUGCUGUCGUGAGAUAAUUGCCAAUGUGCUGUGACAGUUUCCAUUAGAUAGCGAUUUCUCACACCGCGUUUGUCAGCCGUGGGCCAAUGACUCAGUGGCGAUAUGGAAACCAACUGACUUUCAAACCCGUAGUCUAUGCGAAUUUCCACGCUUAUAGCUGGCAUAAAAAUCUCUUUACGUGAGAGCCAUUGACUUGCUGUGCUCAUGGAUCCAGGGCUCCCCGACAAAUACCCAUUGCCAUCAUGGUGGCUACAAAAUGCCAAAAAUCCCCUAUCUGACUUCCAGUCUACGCCCAACCUUCCCCACGAGACAGAUAUCCUCAUCAUUGGUGCAGGCUAUACAGGAGCGAGCACAGCCUACCAUCUAUCCAAAAUGAUAGGCAAAGAUUGCCAAGUCACUGUUUUGGACGCCCGUGGAGUAGCUGAGGGUGCUACAGGUCGAAAUGGAGGUCACCUCAUACCUUAUAACCAUCGUAACAUACUGCGCGACGUCGAACUCUUUGGCGAGGACUAUGCUCUAUGGCGAAGGGACCUUGAGUGGGCAAACGUUCAGGAAAUAGCGUCCUUCCUUUAUGACGAAGGUAUUGCGGAUAUUGCAGAAGUUCAGAAAGGAGACAAUGUAAUGGCGUAUUGCACUGAAGAAUCAUGGGAGAUUGCCAAGCAAGAAGUUGCGUUCUGCAAAAAACAUAAUCGCGAAUGGGGCAUGUGCGAAGUCUGGGAGCAACAGGAAGCACGGCAGAGACUGCGCUCGCCCGAUGUUCUGGGUGCUAUAAAAAUAGAAGCUUAUCAAAUGUUCCCUGCCAAAUGGAUAUGGGAAGUCUUCCAGAGACUGAUUAAAGCCAAUGCCGUCCAGCUAUAUACACAAACACCGGUGACUGCUGUCAAAUCUACACCUACUGGAAAAUGGGCAGUGCACACUGAAAACAAAGGGAUCAUAGUAGCCAAAACUAUCAUCCACUGUACAAAUGGUUGGAUGGGACACUUGCUUCCCGAGCUUCGAGAAGUUUGCUUUCCGGUUAGCGAGCAAGUGAUGGCAUUGAAAAUGCCUAAACAAAUUUGGAAGGAGAGGGGAUUUGUUUGGCACAGUGUUGCGCACUAUCUUAUUCAGCGCGAUAAGGACAACAUCGUCAUUGUUGGUGGAGGAAGAAGUACAAUCGAUGGAAAAAAUCGGCCCUUUAUAGAUCAUGAGACAAUGGAUUUCCUCGGGACCGGGCUAGGAGGAAUGAUAAGAGCCAACGACUCUUCGAUUUAUCCGGUACUGCAUACCGACAUUCGCCAGUUUGUGCGUUCCCAUUUUCCCAACGAAGACUGGCCUGAAUAUGAAGAGGCUGAAUGGGCUGGUGUUCAAGGCUACACCAAAGAUCAUUUGCCCUAUAUUGGACCUUUAGAACAUGCUCCAAACCAGUUUGUUUCCGCAGGUUAUAACGGUCAUGGAAUGCCGCUCUGUUGGUGGAGUGGACGACGCGUCGCAGAAAUGGUUUCUGGAAAAUGUAAUGCCGCGGAUGACAUAGCCAAUAUUUUCCUCCCUAGGCAACGAUUUCAGUUACCAUCGGCUUAGUAAAGCAUGACAUGAUAAACAUUAUAUCAGCGCUAACAUGACCAGCGGUAAACGAGUUCAUGAAUAUUUGUAAAAUCUCUAUUUUUAUAUGCUUGCCAAGAUGAUAUUAUCCUAAAAUGGCGGCGACAACUACACUUCUUUCUUGUAUGGUGUGCGUUUUUACAUUCUAG
Umbelopsis ramanniana AG is the source of this 1770-nucleotide messenger RNA. RefSeq lists its product as uncharacterized. Gene Ontology annotation, cellular component: cytoplasm. The record is from RefSeq and is a predicted model, not a curated record. Gene Ontology annotation, molecular function: oxidoreductase activity. Bases 248 to 1600 code for a protein of 450 amino acids. The transcript has 4 exons. NCBI's taxonomy places the organism in Eukaryota, Fungi, Mucoromycota, Umbelopsidomycetes, Umbelopsidales, Umbelopsidaceae.